This is a messenger RNA of Penicillium argentinense, 1767 nucleotides long. Lineage: Eukaryota; Fungi; Ascomycota; Eurotiomycetes; Eurotiales; Aspergillaceae. The record is from RefSeq and is a predicted model, not a curated record.
AUGGCCUCCACAGAUAUCGUCAAGGGAGAUGUCGAGUAUGCCGACCGACCCUCCCACAUUGAGACUCUUCCAAAACCCUCACAAGUCACCGAGAUCGGCACUUUCCGUGUUGUGGGCUUGACAUCUGAUGAUGCAGACUUCUAUACCAAUUAUCCCGAGGAGGCCCGGAAGAAGGUCUUCCGCAAAGUCGACUCGCGUCUGAUUCCCAUGUUGGCGGUGUUGUAUCUAAUCAGCCAUAUUGAUCGGGCCAACAUUGGCAAUGCAAAAAUCGAGGGCAUGGUUGAAGACCUAGGCAUGACCGGGGUGCAGUAUAAUACGGUUCUUUCUAUCUUUUUCGUUCCUUACGUUUUGCUUGAAGUUCCAAGCAACAUUCUUCUGAAAAAGUUCAAGAGGCCAUCAACAUAUCUUGGGAUUCUUGUCCUGUCUUGGGGCAUUGUCAUGACAUGCACCGGUCUGGUCCAGAACUUCAGUGGUCUGAUGGUCACCCGGGUUUUACUCGGUGUCUUCGAGGCGGGAUUCUUUCCUGGUGCUAUCUACCUUUGUUCCUACUGGUAUAUGCCAAAGGACUUGGCUCUGCGCAUUUCCUACUUUUACUGCGCUAGUGCGCUUUCGGGUGCAUUCUCUGGUCUCCUAGCUGCCGCGAUUGCGCAGAUGGAUGGCGUCGGCGGCCUCGAGGGCUGGAGAUGGAUCUUCAUUCUCGAAGGUCUUGCUAGCGUCGUUCUAGCGGUUGCAUGCUUUUUCUGUCUUAUUGACACUCCCGCCCUGUCCGGACGCUGGCUUUCUGAAGAUGAGAUACGGUACUUGAAUCUCUCCAUGUUCAUCAAACAAGGAGGCACGAGUGUAGAGGAGACCAGCUUCAAAUUCCGGGAUCUCAAGAUGGUCCUUACGAACUGGCGGGUCUAUGUGCAGGCGUACUUUUUACUUUGCCAGUCGGCUUUGUCAUAUGGAACCAAAUUUACUCUCCCCACCAUCACCAAGGCAAUGGGUUUCAGCGACACCAAUGCUCAGCUCACGUCGGCACCUCCCUAUGUGGCGGCCGCGGUAUCAGCUAUCAUGUUUGCACGGCUCUCGGAUCGCUUCUUCUGGCGAAUGCCAUUCGUGGCAAUCCCGAUGAUGAUUUGCGUUGUCGCAUACGCGGUCAUCAUGUCGCUGCAUGGGGCCCUCUCAGAAAAGAAAGGAGUUGCCUAUUUCGCUGUUGUCCUUGCCGUCAUCGGCAUCUAUCCUAUCCAAGCCGCAGCAGCCUCUUGGAAUGCAAAUAAUAUCGCCCCGUCCUCCCGACGAGCCGUGGGCAUUGCACUCAUGAACUGCGUUGGCAAUGUUGGUGGAAUUCUGGGCAGCUUCAUGUACCUGGAGAAGGAGAAGCCAAAGUAUUACACGGGGUUCGGCCUUAGCCUCGCCCUUGCUGGCUUUGGGCUUUUUGUUGCCCUAUUCCUCGAGUGGAGCUACAAGAUUGGCAACGCAAAGAAGGCGAAGCUUGCUGACGAUGCGAGAGUUCGGUAUACUGAGGAAGAGCUCUUUGACUUGGGAGAUCGAUCACCGUUGUUUAAAUAUGUUUUGUAUUUUCAGUGUGUUAUAAACCCCUUUCAUCUGAUAUCAAGUACAUACGACCAUAGGGUGUGGAGAACAGGGCUUCCCGUCCGCUCAGCCGUACUUAAGCCACACGCCGGCAGGUUAGUAGUAUGGUGGGUGACCACAUGCGAAUCCCUGCUGUUGUAUGUUUUUUAUAUUUUUGCUAUUUUCUUUUCCUCUGAUCCUGUUUUCCUCUGA